AUGGUAACUACACGACGAAAUACUCGAACUAACCAGGCAGUCACUAGACCAGUCAGAGAUUUGAGAGAAACCCUCAGCCCCCCCCCCCCCUCGCAGGUACCGAACGAUCAGCAUAUUUCCCUGGAGAGGGAGGCCGACCGGGGAGGUCACCGAGAAGAGGAAGAGGUUCGUUCGAACGCACGCCCAUCGGCCGUUGGUGUCCCACGGAUCCAGCCAGUGGAACUCACCCCCGAGAUAGUAGAGGCCGCCGCACACUACUUAGCGGCCCUACAUCAUGGCCAGGCUGCAAGGGCAGGAUCCCCAGAACCCUCCCGGAUAAACUAUACCACCCAGAUCGCCGGCGGCCGACUGCCCAACACGAACUUGCCCCCUGAAAGAACACAGAGAUUGGCUCCACCCCAGGGACCCCGUCGUGCAAUCUCCGUCCUAGACCGCUUAGGGCCCCUGAACCAACGGGAAACCGCUCCACAGCCUGAACUCGGAAACCCCCCGGUAGAAAGCCCGCAACAAAGAGUCAGGCUCAACCCCCAGCGAGGGGCGGAGGUCACCCAGGCAACCGGUCCUCACACGGGAGGGGCAAGGGAAGGGGAUCCCGAUCGAAGAAGAAUUCUGCAAGACAUGAUGGAGGGUAGCGGAGAGACUCCAGAACUUGGUCAGGGGAAUCGAGAUCGAGAGAUGGCAGAACUCGCCAGGGAGGUGAGAGACCUCCAAAGGAAGGUUGAGGGUAGGGGAGAUCGACCAACCGCUCGAUCUCUCUUGUCUGCCAGUCCAUUCUCUAUGAAAAUCCAAGAAUAUCGCGCGCCAAGAGACUUCAAGUGUCCGACAAUGCCUACUUACGAUGGAACAGGGGACCCCAGCGAUCACUUAGUCGGUUUCCAGGCAAAGAUGAUGGUAAUAGGGGCGGAGGACCCCAUGUACUAUCGCGCCUUUUUCUCAACGCUGGGCGGGGCAGCGCAGCGUUGGUUCCUAUCUCUAACACCAGGGUCCAUCGAUCGCUUCGAAACCCUAGCCGAACAAUUCCUAACCUACUUCGCAGGAAGCAUGAAAACAAAGAAGCACUUCAUGACCCUGACUGCCAUACAACAAGGAGAAACUGAGACACUAAAAGAGUUCCUAAAAAGAUGGCAGAAGGAAGUACAGGCUGUAGAAGAUCUGGACGACCGAACGGCCCUCACUUUAUUCAUGGAAGCCCUCCGGUCAGGGGAUCUGUUCACUAGUCUACGAAGGGAGACCCCCGACACGUAUGCACAGGCCGUCCAUAGGGCCAACAAAUACGCGGAAACAGAAGAAGCUUUGCAACAAAAAAUAAGGCGAGAAGCGAAACGACCCCGUGACGAGACGAGAACGCGUCUCUCGGACCGACCGUCUAAACGGGAAGAAAGAUCUAACGUCAUCCGGGGGCCACCUCCCCCUCGACACAGAGCAGUCCCCACCCUCGGGGCAAGGCACGUGCACGAGGUCCAACCACCCCGACCUACAGAGAACCUACCGCCACCAACCACAAAGGCGGAGGAACGGCCGGCCGCGGGAAGAGCCAGAUACUGCCGAUAUCACAGGUCCACGGGACAUUCUACCGAAGAAUGUACUACCCUGCAAAAAGAAAUCGAGGAGCUUAUCCAGAAAAGACAAUCGACUACUCGCCCCAACCAAUGGCGAAAACUUCCAUGGGCACCAGCCUGGAACCCUCCCGGCGAACUUAGGGAUAGGCCCCAACAGAAAACACCCAACCAACAAGAGGGGAAUCCAGAAGAGCAAGACGAUCGAAACUGGAAACACAAGCGUGUGAUCCACAUGAUUUGUGGCGGGCCUGCGGUUGGAGACAGCUCUCGCGAGAGGAAACGUUGGGCUAGACAAUUAUAUGUAGGCGCAGUGCAACAUAGACCCCCCAUCAAGAAAGGCCGGAGGGACGUCAUCACCUUCUCUGAUGAAGACCUCCCGGACGGCCCAACGCCACACCGCGAUGCCCUUGUCAUCACCGUGGACAUCAAUGGGACCAUCGUCCGGAGAGUAUUUGUAGACACUGGCAGCAGUGUCAAUGUCAUGUACCUCGAGACAUUUAACAAGCUGGGACUGUCCCGAGAACAACUACACCUAGUGCGGACGCCACUUGCUGGGUUCACCGGAGAUAGCGUAGAGGCUGAGGGGUGCCUCACCUUGUCCGUGGAAAUAGGAGAAUACCCAAGGGUCCGUUCCCUAGACAUGGAGUUCGUGGUUGUUAACAUCAAUUCCGCGCACAACGUAAUUCUAGGGCGUCCAGGUUUAGAGGACCUGGGGGAUGUGGUGUCGCUCGAGCAUCUGUGCUUAAAAUUCCGAACACCAGAAGGAGUGGGGAUCGCUAAAUGCGAUCGCCAUGUGGCCCGAUCAUGCUACCUCCUCUCUUGCCGACAAAUUGGGAAACACGACCUGCAGGUCCAAACUAUCACCGAGAAAACCAAAGGAGAGGAGAUUAAGGAAAGGCCGGAACCCGCAGCCGAUUUAGAAGAAGUAGCUUUGGAUGACUCCAGACCAGAUAGAACGAUCAAGAUAGGCAAAGGAUUAACAGAAGAGGUCCGACUGAGUAUCUUACAGACACUGAAAGAGUACAAAAUCCUAUUCGCUUGGGGACCCGAAGACAUGCCCGGAAUUGACCGGUCGGUCAUCACCCACCGCUUAUCUGUCAAUCCGGCCACUCGACCAGUCAUGCAACGGAAGAGGCACCUAGCAGCAGACCGAAGAGAAUUCGUAAAAAAAGAAGUUUCCACCCUACUAGAGAUCGGACACCUCAGAGAAGUCACCUAUCCCGCUUGGGUGGCUAACGUUGUGCUAGUACCCAAGCCCCCAGCAUGGAGAAUGUGUGUCGAUUAUACUGACCUCAACAAGGCGUGUCCUAAGGAUCCCUUCCCCUUACCACGAAUAGACCAACUGGUAGACCAAACUGCCGGUUGCGCACUACUUAGCUUCAUGGACGCCUUUCGGGGCUAUCACCAAAUAUUUAUGGAAGAGCAUGACGAAGAAAAAACUGCAUUCCUGACACCUGAUGGAGUCUAUUGCUAUAAGGUGAUGCCGUUCGGCCUGAAAAAUGUGGGAGCAACAUUUACAAGGAUGGUCUCCAAAAUAUUUCACAGCUUGCUUGGGAAAAGCAUGGAGGCUUAUGUCGAAGACCUGUUGGUAAAAAGCAAAGAAGCCCCCGAGCACUCUCGAGACCUUAGAGCAUGCUUCCAACUCAUGGAAAGAUACAAGCUGAGAUUGAAUCCAAAGAAAUGUGCAUUCGCUGUCCGUGGGGGAAAAUUCCUAGGAUACAUGGUCACACAGAGAGGGAUAGAACCAAACCCCGAGAAAAUAAAAGCCAUACUGGAUAUGCAACCGCCCACCAACCUACUGGAAAUCCAAAAACUGACGGGACGACUGGCAGCCCUUAGCCGUUUCCUCUCCAAAUCGGCAGAGCGCUCUCUACCAUUCUUCGAAGUGAUCAAAAGAAGAGAGGGGUUCGAAUGGACCCCUGAAUGUCAAGCAUAG
Ipomoea nil (Japanese morning glory) is the source of this 3495-nucleotide messenger RNA. RefSeq lists its product as uncharacterized. The transcript has a single exon. The record is from RefSeq and is a predicted model, not a curated record. Lineage: Eukaryota; Viridiplantae; Streptophyta; Magnoliopsida; Solanales; Convolvulaceae. The coding region runs from base 1 to 3495 and encodes 1164 amino acids.